AAAGAGGAAGACUAGAGUAGGGGAGUCAAAGAGAGGGAAUCAGAAUGAGCUCCCGGAAUUUCAAAUCCAUAGCACCAACUGAAACCCUAGAGAUAGAGAAUGGGCUCUCAGUUAUACCUAGAGUUAAGCUUCUCCUCACAAUCUAUCGUUCUGAUCGUUCUGUCAAACCCGUUGAUGAAUGGCAACUCAAACGUUCACUUCUAGACUACCUAAAGAAAAGCUCAUUCACACCCCCUCUCACUAUCCCCGAAGAAGAUCUUGAAAUUCAUAGUUUUGAAGAUAUUAAGAAACGCAAACGUGAAGAUCCUGUUGCUGCUGGUACUCUUUAUGUGAGGGAUUUAGGGUUUAUUCAUCAUAAAGAAAAGGCAGAAAUUUUACUGGAGAAGAAGAAAGAAGAAGGUGAUGAUGAUGAUGAAGAAGGGAAGAUUUUAGAGAAGAAAUUCGUUGAAUGGAGAAAUUCUUUUGUUAAAAAGUUGGAUGGAAUUGAAUUGAGUCUUCAAGGUGUCAAGUUUAAGGCUAAUGCUGUUCUUCCUAUUUCUGAUGAUUUUAAUGCGCUGAAGAAAUCUUGGGAGGAAUUUUUUGCUUUUGAUAGAGGUGUUUUUGCGAGGAUUGGAAAGCGACAACCAGAUACAAUUAUACUAAGAGGAGUUCCGUCGAGAUGGUUUGCGGAAACAAGGGUUUCAUCGGAGCCUUCUGUGCUAGUCAGUCAUACAAUUUUUUCAGUGUUCGGGACAAUAAGGAAUCUUAAUGCUGCUGUGGACGUUGAUCUAGUUAAGAACGGGGAAGAGGGUGAGGAGAGCAUUGCGUCUGGUCUGCAGUGCAAGAUUGUUGUUCAGUACGAAAAGUAUGACGAUUUCUGCAAUGCUUUGAAAGUGUUGUGUGGUCGCUCAAUGCAAAAGCAAGGGUCACGUCUUAGAGCCGAAUACGAGGUGACUUGGGACAAAGGUGAGUUUUUCCGCAACUCGCUACAAAGAAACGGCCGUCUGCAGGAUAGUGUAGAACAACAUAACAAGCGUCCAAGUAUUCAUUCUCGUCUUACGCAAGAUGUUUCAGAGGGUUCGCACCCCAAGCGAUUCAAGGACUGAGGAGGUUGGCCAUAUAGAUCAUCCUCAGAUGAUGUAUUGGAAAAGAAGAGCUCCAUUGCUCCAAGACCGAUUCGCUAAGUGAAAGUGAAUAAACUUGUUUUCCAAGUAUGUUGUACUAUAAAUCUAUAACAUUCUUAUAUUCAGUAUCCUCGUAAAUUUCUCGUUGACAAAUUUAGGGGUCAAAACUCAAAAUGUCUUUUAAGGAGAACAGGAAUUUGAUUAUAUCCAAUUUGCGUAUUCCAGUUUUGUU
Papaver somniferum (opium poppy) is the source of this 1335-nucleotide messenger RNA. RefSeq lists its product as uncharacterized. The coding region runs from base 45 to 1085 and encodes 346 amino acids. The transcript has 5 exons. The record is from RefSeq and is a predicted model, not a curated record. Lineage: Eukaryota; Viridiplantae; Streptophyta; Magnoliopsida; Ranunculales; Papaveraceae.